Molecule: messenger RNA, 697 nt
Organism: Ilyonectria robusta
Lineage: Eukaryota; Fungi; Ascomycota; Sordariomycetes; Hypocreales; Nectriaceae
Exons: 1
Coding region: 148-393 (81 amino acids)
Source: RefSeq, a predicted model, not a curated record
CUUUCAUCUUCUGUUUGAGUAUCUUGUUUUCACCCGCCCUGAAUUACGGAAAUUGCGCCGAGCGUCAUUACCUGAUCAAACCAGUGGAUUGCGGCAUCGAGAAUAAUGAGUUUCAGCUGGUUGCUGUUCUGAUUCAAAAAGAAAAGCAUGUGGACCUGCUGUGUCCCUUCUGCGUUGAUAGCAAUUGUCAAACCAAUGGAGGUCGUGGUGCUGGUUCUUAUGAUUGCGAUUGUAGGACAAAAUAACACUACGCAUGUCUGUCCGCAUCAAUUGGCACACCGCCAAUUUAGAGAGAACGACAAUAUGCGUUACGCAUGCUGCCUUGCAAGAGUAUGGAGUAGAGUACGGCCAAGAAAUCCAAGGUGGUCUAUCCGAGGCAUUGGCAAGACGUAAGCUGGGGUGACGUACAGACUACGUGUCAAUGGCAGCAGCACUGAAAUUUGCCCUGCAGUACACCAGCCUCUUCGAUACGUAGGAUGGAUACCGCAAUCAGCUAAAAUACACAACUAGCACUGUGGGCGUCACUAUCUGCCCUUGUUAUUUGGCUGCCUCCACCAAGUUGGGUAUGCGUCGUAAGCACGGAGUGACUGGCAUGGCAUCAGUUGUGAUAGAGGAUGGCGGGACGGCAAAUGCGGCCAAGAACAGCCCCUCGCCUUCCCCUGGAACUCACAGCAACGAGGAAGUGGAAGUACUUCGU